Corapipo altera (White-ruffed manakin) is the source of this 849-nucleotide messenger RNA. RefSeq names its product maestro heat-like repeat-containing protein family member 6. Bases 152 to 718 code for a protein of 188 amino acids. The transcript has 6 exons. The record is from RefSeq and is a predicted model, not a curated record. NCBI's taxonomy places the organism in Eukaryota, Metazoa, Chordata, Aves, Passeriformes, Pipridae. Gene Ontology annotation, cellular component: cytoplasm.
CCUCUCUCUGUUCCGGAAUGUGCUCCAGGAUGGAGAAAACAGUGACGGGUUCAGCUCCACUGCCCCGAGGCUGGCUGAGGCGCUCCGGCCAGUCUUUGACAACGACAACAGCCACGUGCAGCUGCUCUCCAUUCGCCUCUUCCGAGAGGUGAUGGAGCUGCUGGCGGAAGAGGGAACAGAGCCCUGGGAGAUGCAGGUGCGCCAGAGCCUGGUCCCACUGUUCUUCCGCUGGCACGACGAGAACCAGCGCGUGGCAGAGGCCGCUCGGGAAGCACUGCUCUGGGCUGCAAGCUUCCUCAAGAGGAAGGACCUGGAGCAGCUGCUGAAGACAGAGCAGCCCUUCAGGUUCUGUGAUUGCCUGAUGGAAAAGGACAUGAGCCGAAGGGGCGAGCACCUGCAGCAGGCCCUGCCCUACCUGCAGAGCCCACAGGAGCCCCUGCGAGAGGCGGCCGUCAGGUUCAUGGGGGUGGCCGGCUGGCACAUGAGGGAGCGGCAGCAAGACCUGUGGCCCAUCCUCAAGGCCCUUACAGCCAUGAGUGAGGACGACUGCCCCUCCGUCUGCAACAUGAGAGCUGCACUCGUGGCCACUUACAGCCGUGCCAUGAGAACUCCACCUGCUCCGCUGAGACGACCAAUGUCCCUGCAACAGCCCCCCACCACAGACCAGGGACCACUUCUCAGCGUGGCUGCAGCUCCAGCUGAUGCUGGGCCCAACUGAGCCAGCCCGCAAGGCCAGCCAGCUCCUGGCCUCUGCAGCCCCAGGGACGGCUCCCUCCUUCCAUUCCCUUCUCCUGACCCCACUUCAUCCUUCCCCUACCCCUGAUGUUAAUAAACCCUGGCUUUCUCCCC